CUCUCUCAGCUUCUCUCGCUUUUUAUUUAAUUUUAUCUUAUUUCCGAUUGAAUUUUGCGUUUUUUUUUUACAAUGCUUGUUCUUCUUUUCAUGAAACGUUAUUGAUUUACGAUGAUUUUGUUAUUGAAUUGAAUUUGAAAUCCAGGCAUAUAGUCAGGCUUCUACCGUGAUAAUAAUUGGUAGAAACCGUUACAUGGCUGGGAAAUUAAACUGAGAGAGUUUGUGUUGGAUCAAUUUGGGGUUUCCCAUUUUUUUCUGAUGCAUCUCUUUCGUUAGGUGUUCAUCGUUGCCCAAUAAUACUCUUUAUUAUUAUGUGAGCUACAUCUGGACACUACAUGUCAAUUACGAAUACUUUUAUACAUUUCAAUUACUCAUUUUUACGUAAUAUGUUCAUAAUUUUGAUUUUCAUUAUAUGUUUGAGGAGCAUUAACUGGUUUUAUUCGUUUAAUAACGUUAAUUUACUUGGAUUUUUAUAUAUUGGAAUUAAGCUAAAAACAUAUCGUUAAUUUACUUGGAUUUUUCUGUAUUGGAAUUAAUCUAAAAACAUUUCGUUAAUUUACUUGGAUUUUUAUGUAUUGGAAUUAAUCUAAAAACGUAUAACGUUAGUUUACUUGGAUUUUUAUAUAUUGGAAUUAAUCUAAAAGCAUUCCUGUAUUUUUCUCUAUGUUUUUGUAUUUGAAACAAUUUUUUAAGAGAGAACUUUGAGAUGUUGUAUAACUAAUGGAAGGUGCCAAGGAAAUUGCUCGAGAGUAAUAACUAUUCGAUGACAAGGAUAUUCAAAACUUAUAUCUAAAUUAAUUAAAGGAAAUUAAGGGAAAAUAUAUUUGUUAAUUAGAUAGAGUAAUAUCAUACAGUGCUAAUUGUUGACCAAUUGCCGAAAAUUAAUCUCAAUGACCUAGAAUAGCCCUUAUGUCAAUACCGCAACUAUUAUGAAAGUGGCUUAGUCAGAAUAUAAAAAUAUGACAGUGGCUUUGACAAUAUCAGCACUUUGAAGUUGAAGAGUAGCUGGAAUGUGCUUGACUAUAAGGCUAUGUUUGGGAGUUUGGAGGGGAGGGGAGGGGAAGGCUUCCGAAAAUGAAUUUUUAAAAAAAUAUAGAGAAAUAUUUGACAUUUUUUGAAAAAAUGAUUUUGUUUAGAAUGAUAAAAGAGUCAUAAUCAUUACAAAAUUUUUAAUUUUCAAAAUAGUAUAACAACCUAAAAGAUAUUUGGAAAACUUAUAUAAGCCCUUCAAAACCCUCCAAAACCCUACUUCAAUACAAUUUUUGAGUUCCCCCAUUUUAUGGGGUUUUUGGUGUUAUGAAUAAAACUAAACCCUCCAAAACCCUCCUACUCAAAAUCCUUUUAUUCUUUUCACCCAAUUCUUCUUAUUUUUUAAAGCCCUCCCCUCCCAUUCCCUCCAAACUCCCAAACAUAGCCUAAAGGUUUUAUUGAUAACUUUGUCCAGCUCCAUAUGCUAGUUUUGGCUACCAUGAACACCAUGGGAGUACGAAGGCUCCCUUUUUUGAGAAUAGACACCAUGGGAGUAGGAAGGCUCCCUUGUUUGAGAGUAGACACCAUCGGAGUAGGAAGGCUCUUAGCCUAACUCAAUGGAGUGAUGAGAAACUUCAAUUCCUAAAAAAAUAAUCAGUUUGCAAAGUGAGAGAUCAUAAGUGCUGAUUUGAGGCCAUAAAUGACUUCUCUCAAGUUGCACAUAAGUGAGACAUCAAAAUUUUGAAAAUUACUUACAAAAAAGGCCAAGUUAUGACGCACCACUUUCUAGAGAUUUUAAUAAAACUGAAGCAUCAAGUCUAUUUUGGAUUUUAAGUGGUUCGGGUAUUUAGGAUCUCUCCUAAAUAAUAAGGUUCUUAAAUGUACUUCAUGCUAUGAACAUAUAUAUGGACUAGAUCUCUCCGUCCUCCAAAUAGUAAGGUGGUCUAGGAAACAAACUCUGGUGGCUAAGUCUAGUACAUAAGUUUAGCUAACACAUCAGCUAAAAGUGCACACAUCUCCACCAUUUCUCUAUUCUCUACUGGGAUAACCUUAGCAUCACAACCACUCUGCAGACUGCAGACGUCCUUACUAAGUCACUCUCUUCUUUAAAGGCUUUUAACCCUUAGAGAUCAUCUCAAAGUAAAACAUAAAAUCUUUUUGGCCCAAGAGAGUUCUACAAGAGCAACUUCAACAUAGAAGACUCCUUAGGUUAUGGGGAAGAUAUUGGAGAAUAUGAUAAUGUUAGAAUAUAAGUAGUUAACUAGUUAGAAUGUUGAGCUGUCAAAGAUGCUAAGUAACAAACUUAGUGCACUUAUGUUUGUCUAUAUAUAUCAGCAUUAUCAUCUCUGGUAACUAACAAAUUAUAUGAUUCAGAAAAUUAACAAAUAUUUGAUUCAGAAAAUUUAAUAAUAGAAUUUCCCUUCUAUUCUCUCUCCCUUUCAGUUCUAAUAUGAACUCUAUUUCAAUUUCUAAUAAUAGUUUGAGCUGUUUAAAGCAAUUCAGCCAUAAUUCAAAAGUCUUGCUAGUUUGAUGUUUGAUUAAAUUUUAUAACGUUAUGCUUCCAUUUUUAGACUAUUUGAGCUUCAUUGUUUAAAUCAUAACAAUAUAAAUGUGCCUCCAUUUUGUAGGGGUAUGGACAUUGAAGAAUCUGUUAAGAACAAAAUACCUUGGGAUGGAUCUCUCUCUUUAAAUGAUUUUACUCUUUCUGCUUCUACAUUUUCUAACAAGUGGAAAAUGUUUAAUCCUUCCUUUCCUCCAUGGCUCUGGACCACUUGUCCAAAACAUCAUUCGGAAGGAUACUUAUCACUUGAGAAUGUGUGCCUUGUCAAAUCAAGUGAGGUCUGUCUGCAAUUUAGUGAAGAAGAGAGCAAUAGAAGUCUUACAUGGAAAGAAGAGAGUCUGACAGAAGAGCCUUUUGAUGAUGCAACUUUAGUCUGUCCAGAGUAUGAUGUAAAACACUAUGAUUUUCAUAUUAUUUACAGUCCUUCGUAUAGAGUUCCAGUUCUGUACUUCCGAUCGUAUCACAUUGAUGGACAACCUUUGCCCUUCAGUGAAAUCGAAAAGGACCUUCCUGGUCAUUCUGCAGAGUUGCUUCUAGAAUCCAAAUGGACAUUUAUAACUCAAGAGGAACACCCCUAUUUGAAUAGGCCAUGGUACAAGCUACAUCCUUGUGGGACUAGGGAUUGGAUGAAACUACUCCUUUGUGGUGAUACAUCUUUGAAUAAAAACUUCAUUGAACAAUAUUUAGUUUCUUGGUUCUCCGUUGUCGGGCAAGUUGUUGGUCUUAAAACUCCUCUGGGAAUGCUGGAUGAUAUAGUUUCAAAUAAUUCUUAGAUAAAAUGCAGUUUUGGAAUUGAGAUGAAGGAAGGGAUGUGUUUACAAGUGUCAAUGGUAGAAAGUUGUAGACUUGUAGCAAAAAAUAUGGUGGAAAAGUUGAGACAUGUGUAUAGAUAUUGUAUACUUAGAAAAUUCACAAAGUAGCUUUUUUAAGAACAAAUUGUAUACUACUCCUUUAGUUUAACAAUUUAAAUU
This is a messenger RNA of Vicia villosa (hairy vetch), 3501 nucleotides long. Its product is annotated as ubiquitin-like-conjugating enzyme ATG10. Gene Ontology annotation, biological process: protein modification by small protein conjugation; macroautophagy; protein lipidation. The record is from RefSeq and is a predicted model, not a curated record. The coding region runs from base 2602 to 3303 and encodes 233 amino acids. Gene Ontology annotation, molecular function: Atg12 transferase activity. Gene Ontology annotation, cellular component: intracellular anatomical structure. Lineage: Eukaryota; Viridiplantae; Streptophyta; Magnoliopsida; Fabales; Fabaceae. The transcript has 5 exons.